This is a messenger RNA of Tupaia belangeri chinensis (Chinese tree shrew), 1933 nucleotides long. RefSeq names its product TATA-box binding protein associated factor 7 (gene TAF7). Lineage: Eukaryota; Metazoa; Chordata; Mammalia; Scandentia; Tupaiidae. Gene Ontology annotation, molecular function: RNA polymerase II general transcription initiation factor activity. The coding region runs from base 396 to 1445 and encodes 349 amino acids. Gene Ontology annotation, cellular component: transcription factor TFIID complex. Gene Ontology annotation, biological process: transcription initiation at RNA polymerase II promoter; RNA polymerase II preinitiation complex assembly; regulation of transcription by RNA polymerase II. The record is from RefSeq and is a predicted model, not a curated record. The transcript is spliced from 2 exons.
ACUGCUGCUUCCCUCCUGGCUCCGCGCCGCGCCUCCCAGUGACGUAGUACUUCCUCCGGUUCUUUAUCUGCGGCUCAGACCGAGGCGUGAGGAGCUGCGGCGUUUGGGAGCUGCGGCACCUGGUCCUCCAAGCGGCGGGUCUCGGCGAGACUUCGCGCUGUUCAUCCUAGACCGUUCCAGUGGUAACCAGAAGCUGAUCACUUGGCCAAGCGGCAGGAAGGAAAAAGGAAACGUGAAAGAGUCGCUCGGCUUCACGCCACGUUGCUCCGAGAGGCUUCCACUUCCGUUCGCUCCGUCCUGGAGAAACUGAAUUUACACUCGUCACUGAAUUUAGCUGAAACUUUUUAGUGCAACAAGUGUUGAUUAGAAGAGAAGCAAGUUUCAAAGAAAUAAAGAUGAGUAAGAGCAAAGACGAUGCACCUCAUGAACUAGAGAGCCAGUUUAUCUUACGUCUGCCUCCAGAAUAUGCUGCUACUGUGAGGAGGGCAGUACAGUCUGGUCAUGUCAACAUGAAGGACAGACUGACCAUUGAGUUACACCCUGAUGGGCGUCAUGGAAUCGUCAGAGUUGACCGGGUCCCUUUGGCCUCAAAGUUGGUAGAUCUGCCCUGUGUUAUGGAAAGCUUGAAAACUGUUGAUAAGAAGACCUUUUACAAGACAGCUGAUAUCUGUCAGAUGCUUGUAGCCACAGUUGAUGGUGAUCUCUAUCCCCCUGUGGAAGAGCCUGUUGCUUCUGCUGAUCCCAAAGCAAGCAAGAAGAAGGACAAGGACAAAGAGAAAAAGUUUAUCUGGAACCAUGGAAUUACUCUGCCUCUAAAAAAUGUGAGAAAGAGAAGGUUCCGGAAGACAGCCAAAAAGAAGUAUAUUGAAUCUCCAGAUGUGGAAAAAGAAGUGAAACGGCUGUUGAGUACAGAUGCGGAGGCUGUCAUUGCUCGUUGGGAAAUAAUUGCUGAAGAUGAAACAAAAGAAACAGAAAAUCAGGGCCUUGAUAUCUCUUCUCCUGGAAUGGCUGGUCAUAGGCAGGGCCAUGACUCCUUAGAACAUGAUGAGCUUCGAGAGAUAUUCAAUGACCUCAGCAGUAGCAGUGAAGAUGAAGAUGAGACACAGCAUCAAGAUGAAGAAGAUAUAAACAUCAUUGACACUGAGGAAGAUCUGGAGAGACAGCUACGGGAGAAGCUAAAUGAAUCAGAUGAACAGCACCAAGAAAAUGAAAGAAACAACCAGCUGGUUGUGGGAAUUAAGAAACAGAUUGACAACAUGAAAGGCAAGCUCCAAGAGACCCAGGACAGGGCCAAACGACAGGAGGAUCUCAUCAAGAAAGUAGAAAACCUGGCUCUUAAGAACAGGUUCCAGGCUGCGCUAGAUGAGCUCAAACAAAAGGAAGACCGAGAAAAGGAGCAGCUCAGCUCUUUGCAAGAAGAGCUAGAAUCACUCCUAGAGAAGUGAGAGCUUCAAUACUUAAAUAUUUCAGUCCUCAGAGUGGUCAGCAAACCUUGGUUUCAUCAUUUGGACUGGAUAUUAAGACCUUGCAGUAGUGCCUGUUCUCUUUAAUGCUGAAAGUUCUAUUGAGUUAUCUUACUUGUUUUUCAGAACACUUUGCUAGGUAUUCAUUCUAUGAGAAAUAGGAUUGUAUAGCCAGAAAAAUGAUUGUAGGAAAGUUGUAAGAUUAGUGGAAUGAACAGUUCAACUUUAAUAAUUAUAGCAUCACUACAGGACUUUGCUGUUUUUCUCCAUUUGCCAGAAGCUGCUGUGCUGCUCUGUGAUGACAUCUGAAAUGAACAAGAAGAAUCUAGUCUAGAAGUAGUGAGGCAAGUUAGCAUGUUUUUUCACGUAGUAGUAUUUUUUCACCUGUUCCAAAUAAUUUCCUACAUGUAGAGAUGAAAAUAAUUUUGUAAAGUUGUUUCUAACACAAUAAAUAAAAGCAACUAAUUUUC